AUGAAUAAAUUUUAUGUUAAAAUUGUUUUAUUUCUUUUAACCAUCUCCCUACAUGUCAAUAAUAAAACUCUUGCAACUGACCCUGGUCCAAUAAAAUAUGUAACAUUCAUAUCAAGAAAACAAGAAAUAUAUGAAAAAAACAAUCACCUAUUAUGUAAAUAUCCCAAAGAAACUAUACAAGCGUGCAUAUUUAUUAAUGAAGCUUUAAAAUAUUUAGAACGUUAUGCUACAAGUAAAGAUUGUUAUAAAUUAUGUAAUAGAUAUUAUGCUUACAAUAUCUAUUUUUAUAAAAAAAAACAUCGAGGUCAUACAAAUGUUGAAAAAAUUCAAUAUAUAAUUAUUAAUCAGAAUGAGUAUAAUGAAAUAAUAAACAUGUUAUGGGGUCCCAAUUAUAAAAAACUUUUCAAUAAUGGCUCUGUUAAAAUAAUGAUACAACACCAUUGCAAAAAAUGGCCGUGAUCUCGUCAUAAAUAUUUUUAUGCUUAAGCUCCAAAAUUUUAAUGGCUUCAGCAUAUAUAAAUGAUCACAACCCUUCCGAUAAAAAAUAUAAAAACUAAAUCGUAAAAAACGAAAAUUUAUUCAUAACUUACAUUGAUUCUGAAGACAUAUUAGAAAAGGAAAAUUAAAAAAACGUUUUUUAACUUAAUUGCAUACUCCAUUGAAAAAAAAGACAGAUAUGUUAAUAUCACCUAUGUCGACUCUAUUGAUGUACAUGCUUCCUUUUAA
Messenger RNA from Plasmodium berghei ANKA, 726 nucleotides. The record is from the annotation of a RefSeq genome assembly. NCBI's taxonomy places the organism in Eukaryota, Apicomplexa, Aconoidasida, Haemosporida, Plasmodiidae.